CUUCAUCCUUUCCUUCUCUCCUCUCCUAAACCCUAACAAUAUAACCAAACCUCCUCCUCCCCAAGAACUUCGACCAAGUUAUAAUUCAAUGGCCACCUUUUGGGCUUUGCUUAAGCACCUCCACUCGCUUGCAGGGCCUGCAAUUACUCUUCUCUUCCCCUUAUAUUCUUCGAUAUGCGCCAUCGAAAACAAGUCCAACCGUGAGGAAGAUGAACAAUGGUUGGCCUAUUGGAUCCUUUACUCCUUCUUGACACUCUUCGAGAUGGUAGCUGAACCAAUUCUGUACUGGAUACCCUUUUGGCACACGGUGAAGAUGGUGUUUGUGGCUUGGUUGGUGCUCCCGCAAUUAAGGGGUGCAUCCUUUGUUUACGAGGAGCUCGUGAAGGGUAAGCUCAAAAAGUAUUUCCGUAACUUGGGCUCCGACCGUCUCCAUGAACAAAAGGCGGAAGACUAGAACUGAAGUCUAGAAGAAAGGAAUCGAAGGACACGAAGAUGAUUAAUUAUCUUAAUGUCACGAAAUAAAGUUGUAAAUUAGACUCUUUAUGUUCAUGAGAAGAGGAACAGGAAUACCAAAGAGUUUGGUUUGAGAUGUUUAGCAAUCAAUGUGAUCAAUUAGUUUAGUGUUGUAAGUGACGGAGUAGUCCUAAUUUGUUCAGUUUGGUGAGAAUUCAAAGUACUAGGUCACUAACUCGUUAAAUUAAAUAAAUAAAUAAAUUUAAAUUUCUAUA
Messenger RNA from Zingiber officinale, 728 nucleotides. RefSeq names its product protein HVA22-like. The record is from RefSeq and is a predicted model, not a curated record. NCBI's taxonomy places the organism in Eukaryota, Viridiplantae, Streptophyta, Magnoliopsida, Zingiberales, Zingiberaceae. Bases 89 to 454 code for a protein of 121 amino acids. The transcript is spliced from 5 exons.